Molecule: messenger RNA, 1122 nt
Organism: Cylindrotheca closterium
Lineage: Eukaryota; Bacillariophyta; Bacillariophyceae; Bacillariales; Bacillariaceae
Source: the annotation of a GenBank genome assembly
AUGUCACUUCGUCGAAGUUCUGGGUUUGUCCGCUAUGCCAUUUCUUGUCAGUAUCAUGGCUCAUCGUUCUUAGGUUUUGUUUAUCAAGGAAACCAAGAAGACCAAAUAAAUCAGCAUGGUACAGACUUGAGAGGCUAUCGUUCAGUGGAGGGCCGGAUCCGAGAAGCCUUGGAGGAUUUCUUGGGGUCGUCUGCAGAUUACGAAAACAUUCAAGUGAGCUCACGUACCGAUCGUGGUGUUCAUGCUCUGAAGAAUACCUUUCAUGUGGACAUUCUACAUUCGAAUUCGAGUGCGAUAAAAACGCAAGAGGAAAUGGAACGACGAUUGCGACGGGGACUGAAUUAUCAUCUCGGCCGGCAAGUAAGUUCUUGGGACCGUGAUCAACACUUCCAAAAAAGAAAACGACAACGAAGCAAAGUUCCUGCGAACUAUACGUACUUUUCUGAUUCCUAUUGGGCUCGAUACUCUGCCAAUGACGAACUCAAAAUAUUGUCGGUCAAGCAGGCUCCAGAUUUCAUGGACAAUCCAUAUUCCAAGCAGGAUACUUCACAACCACCCACUGUGGACUGGAAUGCAAGAUUUAGUGCGACAGAGCGAACCUACGUGUAUCGUCUUUUGUGCUAUCCGAGUCAAGACGGAAACUGGAGUGUACCUUUCGAAUGGGAUAGGAGUUGGCGAAUCCGUUCUCGAUCCAUGAACUAUGAAGCAAUGCAAGAAGCGGCCCUAUCCAUGGAAGGAACGCACGAUUUCUCUAGCUUUCGCGCAUCUAAAUGUAUACGAAAAUCGCCAGUUGUGACAAUGAAGUCGAUCAAGGUCCACUCCCAGCCCUAUGGGCCUUGGAACAUAUUGGGCGGCGAUCAAGGACUGUGGACAGGUCAAGAUGGAUUAGAUAGCGACUAUCCCAUUCCUCAGCUUGUAUCGAUACGGAUUGUAGGAAAUUCAUUCUUGUAUCGGCAAGUUCGGAACAUGGUAGGCUGUUUGGCUCAAGUUGGCACAGGUAAAAUCGACCCUGGAGACAUCAAGGGGCUCUUGGAACAAAAAGAUAGACGGAAAGCACCAACUAUGGCACCUGCGCAUGGGCUAUUUUUGGCGGAUGUGAAGCACGGCGAUUUUCACCUCUAG